UGCUGCCUUCCCCUCCAAUGUGAAGAAGUCAGUGUUCUUUUAGAUGGCAUUUUUCACACACGUGGAUAAGCAGAAGCCAGCAAUGUUUCAGACAUCAUCUGCAGGCAGAGCAGCAGCUAUACGAACUGCUAUCCUAAAACAGGUUAAAUGGCAAUUGGGAGGGUUUUUGUGAGUGUGGCAUCUAAUGCCUUGUCUCUUUCAGUUUUAUCAUGUCAGGGCUCAGGUGGCAGUUACGAUUAAAAGCAUUACAGAUAUCCAAAUAAGAACGAAGGGUAUGCAUUGGCUGGAAGCUGACAGGGCUUAAGUAAUCACCUGCAGUUGAAUUGAGACUCGGAUGGGAAGUAGGAAGUGCUGUACUCAAGCUUCCUGUAUAAAUAAAUGCAGCUUUCCCACAGCUACUGCAUACAAGCUGUGACGUGCUUUUAAGAUAUAAUAGCAGCAUGCUUUUAGUAGCAGGGAGGGAAUGAUUUAUCAGGAGUGGCAAAGGGGCUGGGAGACAAGUGCUGCUGCAGUCCUAAAAAGUGUACAGCUGUCAGAUACCGGGUGAAGAGGAAGGGCGUGCGAGAGCAAUCUGCCUCUGCUCCUGGUUGCGAGCUUUAGGGGUUUGUGACAUUGUGGUUCUUUGGAACGCUGGAGUCUGAGUGCAGCUACUGAAAAGUCACACAGCUGUCAGUGAAUGCCACUCGCCUUUCAAGGUAAGUCAGAAUACAGCGUUCUGUCUUUUUUUUUUCCUUAAAAGCAAAGGUUACCCUGCAUACAACAGAAAGCCAGCUUUUGCUUCUAAUGGAAGGAAAGGCUUAGUUAGAAAAAAAGGUAAGAAGUAGAAAUGGGCUCCGCUGGGGAAGCUUGUCCUCACAUCAUGACAGCUGACAAGUCAGAAGCUGGAGAGUUAGCUCUGGAGCCCCUGCUCACUUGCAAACUAUGUCUCUGUGAAUAUUCCCUGGAUAAGAUGACUACUCUUCAGGAAUGCAGCUGCAUCUUUUGUACAUCGUGCCUAAAACAGUAUGUACAGCUGGCAAUUCAAGAAGGUUGUGGAUCUUCUAUCACAUGUCCAGACAUGGUAUGCCUGAACCAUGGGACCCUACACGAAGAAGAGAUUGCCUGUUUGGUGCCGGUUGACCAGUUUCAGUUAUACAAGAGACUGAGGUUUGAACGAGAAGUCCACUUGGACCCCCGGAGAACAUGGUGCCCUGCAGUCGACUGCCAAACGGUGUGCCAUAUGGCACCAAGCGAGUCGGGAGCACGGAUGCUGGUUGAAUGCCCAUCUUGCCACCUGAAGUUCUGUUCCUUUUGCAAGGAGGCAUGGCACCCACAGCACCUGUGCCAGGAAAACCAAAUUCCUUUGCUAAAUGAGCAGGGAUCACUUAUUGGAACAGAGUCAGAGGCACCAAUUAAGCAGUGCCCAGUUUGUCGGAUCUACAUUGAGCGAAAUGAGGGCUGUGCUCAGAUGAUGUGCAAGAACUGCAAACACACAUUUUGCUGGUACUGUCUGCAGAACUUGGAUAACGAUAUCUUCUUACGACAUUACGACAGAGGCCCUUGCAGAAACAAGCUGGGCCACUCACGGGCUUCGGUGAUGUGGAACAGAACGCAGGUUGUGGGGAUCCUUGUUGGACUAGGUAUAAUAGCAUUGGUGACCUCUCCUUUGCUGCUCGUGGCAUCUCCGUGCAUCAUCUGCUGCAUUUGCAAAUCUUACCGAAGCAAAAAGAAGAAACACAGCCCGCCAACAACCUAAAACUCUGUGUCUCUCUGAGCCUCCAUUUGCAGAGUGUAUUUUUUGUGAGAAAGCACAAUGGUUGUAUUUUGGUGCCAUACCUGCCAAAUAAUACUCUUCUACGCCAGUUCUUGGGAUAAGUGCCUAUUCCUUACAGGCUACUCUAUCACUAACAAGUCCCAGUGUGGGAAAAGUCUAAGAUUAUCAUUCAGUACAUACGGUGUAGGUUUUUGCUUUCUAAAAGGAAAAUGGGACACCAUUCAGUAGUGCAUACCCUUAAAUGAGACAGCUUUUGAGACUGCUAGAACUUUAUUAUCUUUCCAUCAGCUGCACAUGACUUGAUCCUGCAGUAUUACUUCACCUCUGCAGACCCAGUCAUUACUUUCAUGCUUUCUGUUGGUUCUUGGUGCCGCUCAGACUCCUCAAAAAGUUUGGGUUAGUUUUUGAAAGAGGGAGAGGGAAAAGCCUGAUUAAGUUCCUCUGUCUGCUAGCUUGUGUCCCAUUAAAGACAGCAAACUCUUAAGAAUAUAUUCUUGACAGUUUCCUGUCAAUUGGCUGCCAUGGCAUUUCUUUUGGCAUUGAAAUCAAUUUGAUUUAUACAGUAGAAAUCAGUUACAGAACUAAAACCCAGCAAAACUAUUUCUGACUAAGGUAGCACUCUCUUUUGAGAGACUGGACUACCUUGGGAAAGAUGGUAUUUUUGUCAGAUCAAACAUGACAUUUACCUUGAAAUAUGAGGAAUAUGUGUAUUUUCCUGCCAUUGAGCAUGCCUUUUGUCAGUAACCUGCAAGCAGCAAACUCACCAUGAAGCUAAUAUUUUAAGAAAGGCCAUGAUACGGUUCCUAUUUUGUGCACAGUAUUGGAAUUUUGGUUGUGCCUGUGUAGACUGGCUGCAUGGGCACGGAUAGAAUAUGUUUUUUCAACAGUUUACAUGAGGUGGCAGCAAGAACCCUGUUAAAAAUUUACACAGACCAGGCUAAGCCAAACCCUCCUUUAAAACGUUAUGGACCUGCUGAAGUGAAUACUUGAGAAAUGCUGUGUAAAUAUAAGCUCUGUCCAUUGGUGGCUGUUUCUUCUGUCCCACUCGAGGUUAACAAACUGUUUCCGAUGAUUUUUAGUUACUCUAAAUCUGAAAGGCUGUCAUUUAAUGAAUGCUUCAUUUUAAUUUGGUGCCUGACCACCAAACUGAUUCAGACUCUGGUAUCAGUUACACCUGUGUAAGUUCACCGAAUCCUCACUGAAAAGCUGGAACUACUCCAGGCUCACUCAAGAGUAGCUGAUGUCAGACUCUGCUCCCUGGAGUUUAUUUCCUUAAUGGCUGGUGCUCCUCACAACCCUGGCUGGUAAUGGCUUUUGUUCUAGACUCCCAUCUGUCCAUUUUUUAUCUGUGGGAGCUGAUCUGAGUUUGCACUAUGUAAUCGGUUGUAAUUCCAAACCCCUUUCAAUAAGGGCGGCAAGGUUUAAAUGAGAUGCUCAGCCUGAGCAGCAUGUUGGGCUCACCCUCCGCUGAUCUGCCCUCCUUCCUCCAUCUGCACAGUGUGAGGCACUCGAAGAGUGCUGCGAAGGGCAUCUUUGCUGUUGCGUUUGGCCGAGCCUCAGGAACUUUGCCUUCUUGGCAGCCAUAAAUGUGACCUUUUUUUUGUGUAACUUCGCUCUCUGGUUACUGUAACAGAAGUGGAAGAUGUUCUUAUUUAAGAAAGUGUGGUCUGUUGAGCAGACUAGCAGGGACAGAGGCCUUAAAUGAUAUUGUCUGGUUUACUUUUUAAUUGAUUUCUUUUAUAAAUACUGUCUGACUUUGCUACCAGUCGUGACUGGAGGGCAGGCAGUGCUCGCCAGUGUGAAAGGCUGUAUUUAUUCUCCAUCCACAGCUUCGAAGGGAAGCAGAGAGAUAGUCAGUACAUUCUAAAUACAGAGUGCAAUGCAGGCAACUGCCAUUUAUAAAAAAUAGAGAAUGUUUUCUGUAUGUGUUUUCUUUAAGAGCACUAAUAGUAGUGCUUGCGGGUACUUGUGACAGAUUAAAGUGUCCAGCCCUUGGCUUUGCACUGUUUUUCUAUGUACGUUUUUAUGGCACUACUGUAAUUUCCAUUUUAUGUAUGAACUUGAAGUUCAGAGUCUUACUUUAAUGAAGCGUCAAGGACAAAGAUACAGGAGCUGUAUAGUCUCUUUAACCAUAACCAGCAUUGCAAUGUACCAGUAUCCUUUGCAUGUUAAAUUCAAGGGUUAUUCAUGUUUUAUGGUCUUGUGUAUGUCCAAUGCACCCUCUACAAUCUGGUUUCUCUCUGUGUCCUCUCCCUGUUUCCCUUGGCUUGUUUUUGCUAAAAUGCCUAUUGGAAUGAAGGUGUCAUGUUUUCUUCAUUAAUACUGCUGCUUUAAUGAAACUGCCAAGUUCCUCCAUGCAACUGAAGGCAGUUGUCCUACCCUGAAUACACUAAUGGACACAAGGUCACCAUUUAAAUUGCAAUGCAAAUUUAACCUUUUUUUAUUCUUUAAAUGCUGUUUAAAAUUAAUGCAGAUCUCGUCAUAAAGUGAGAAUUUGUUUAAUUGGUUUCAAAGAUAAUAUUUUGUAACAACAUUGCACACCUGCAUAGUUGUAAAGUCUGGGAAAGCAACACUAUUUAGUUUAUUUUUAACCUUUUAGCUAAAGUGGAGGGUAACUCCUUUUGGAGGCUAAUUCCUGCAGAGCAGAAGGAAGGCGUACCUUUUCUGUGCACACAUUUUAUUUCUGGUGCCAGUUUAGGUGCCUGGUGGAGGUACCAAAAGCACUAUGCAGGUAUUAGCACAACCUGGCAGCAAGAGUGCCAGUCCAGGCAUCUAAGGGGCCUGUACGGAGACUGGCAGCAGUGGCCUAGUUGGAGGUCUUUACACUAAAGCUGGGUAAGGAGAGCAUGAGCUACAGGCAUACCUUCCUUUGGUUGUGUAGAUGCAGCAAGUUGGCCAAGAUAGAAGCUCUAGAAAUACUUUAGAACUUGAAAGGUUAAAAUAGAAGUCUUACAAAGAUUAUUUUCUUUAAAAGGCUUUGUUCGGUGCACCAUGUGUCCUGGCUUUUCAUUGCACAGGGAUACAUGAGCAGGUGCUUUAAGUAGACCACGACUUGGUCAGCAUGUGAAGAUGUGCUAACUCUGCCGAGUAGAGCAGUACCUGUGCUCAUGUGCUGGGAGCAGUAGGGCCCUGUUGCCUUGUUUUCCAGAAGGCAGCUAUUUUGCACUAGCUGGUAUUGCUCACAGAGUUUCCAGAGAACCAUUUUAGCAGGGAUCUUUUUACAGUGUUGUUUUUUUGGCUUUUUUGUUUGGUUGGUUGGUUUUUAACUGUAUAAGAAAAAUCAGAGUCACUUUAUAGGAAAUUUAUUGCAACUAUGACAAAUAAUACUAACAAAUCAGGGAGAAAGAAACAAAAACAGGACUCCAUCUACUCGUGACUCUUCUAUAUCAAUGUAGCUGUAAGUUUAUCCUCUUGAACGCUAUCUGUGUGGUGUAGUUCGUGCAUGUUAGUACCAGGCUUCACUGCUCUGCUUUCCCAUGUGGCAGGUGGCUGGUGUGUUGGUAGCAUCCAGGGUAGAGCUCAGGACUGACACAGGGAGGGUACUGCUCAGGAGCUGGAGUCUAUGGCACAAGGCCCACCCUAGCUCCAUCACCAAUUUGCUCCACCUCUCUCACUGAGAGAGACCUUGGGGGUUUUAGGCCAUUAACUUUAUAUUGGCAGGAUCUACAGAAGUCUCUCUUGAAGAACAAAAGUGGCAACUGCUGUGUUCCCUCUGAACCAGGGGCAUUCAGCCUUCUGGGCUCUAGAUGUUUAUACAGGAGAUCUUAGACCCGUGCUAUGAAUCUGGAUUUUUACUGCAACUGGCCACAAAUCUCCAUGACCACAUAUCUCAUUAUAAUUUCCCAGCAAUCACUGGAGCUAUGUCAAAUACAGCUGAGGACCCCACUCAGCAUCUCAUAUCCUUGUGUUAAAAUAAGGAUGAUGAUAACCUGCUCCCCAAAUCACCUGUUAACAAAAAGAAAAUAUUUGUCAUGCUGUAGCCUAAGUACUUCCCUGCAGUAUUUAUUGAGAAUCAUGGGAGGCAGUCAACACUGCCAUUCAGUAGUUAUGAUCUAUUAAUGGUGUAUGGGGUUAAAUACCCCAAAGAAGGGCAUGAGGGGUUAACGGUAAUUAAUGUUUCUACAGUGCUUUAAUGAUGCUGUGUGCUGUUGAUUGUCCAGUAACACAGCACAAAGUCUAAGGGCGAGUUUUAAAUGUACAUAAUAAUUUUUACUUGGAUAAACUAAGAGAAAUUGGGUAUUACCUUCAUAUUUGCUUGAAGAUAUAUAGAAGUGGAUAGAAAUCAACUGCAUUUCCAUAAUGGGACAAUGAUAUCAACUUUUGGCUGCUGUGUUCUCUGGUACCACAGUGAGUGGUUGUGCUGUAGUGCCCACCACUUAAAAAAUAUGAAAUCUGUUUUGCACUGUAAUCUCCUUCUCCCAGUCACUAUCAUCUUUCUCAAAGUAAUUCCUUUUAUGAUCGUGUUUUUCAUCCUCUAUCUCAGGCCAAAGAUUCUUAGAGUGAAAUUAGUAUAUUUCUGUGUAAGAAGAUAAAAAUCUCCCAACAAUUUUCUCCCAGGUUUUAAUAAGAAAUUUGAUGCUGGGAUAAAUGACCAAAGAUAGAAAUUUCAGACUUCACUUGUUUAGACAAACUCAUUCACACUUAAGAAGUUGUCUUGGAAAACAUAAAUAAGGAUUGCUGUGUUAGAGCUUAUAAGGAGCCCUACAGCUUUUGAGCUUGACAGGAAAGAUGCUUCUAUUACAAGCAGACUUUUGAAAAUGUGCUAGAAAAAACCCUACAUCCUAUAUACAUAUUUUUAUUAUAUAAGUCAAAAUAGCAUCUCUUUCUCGGGUAUACUUACACAGUCAGAUAAUUUUAAAACUAAACAGUUGAGCAGAGUGUGCUAGUUAUAAAACAGUUUUAAGACAUCUCUCACACAUCAGUGUGUAGGAUCAGGCUCUUAAUUUAUGUGUCUGGCAAUAAAGAUGUGCAAUUCUACCUCUCCUAGAGUAGUGAGAGUUGAUUCUUCUGCAGCCUGCUGGAAGAUGAACUUACUGCUAAGAUUCUGGAAAACUUCAGUCUAAUUUUCAUUUGUCCUCUAGUUAGUAAAGUACUGAAGUGAGAGCUGAAUGAUUUUGUUGAACGGGAAGCUGAAAGGUCUGUUUUGUGUCUCUACACUCAAGUUGCUCAGAACCAAUGUGUUUUUAGAAUGUAUAAUUAUAAUUUAUACAAUUCAUAUAUAAUUUAUAGCUAGCAAUUAUUAAUAUUGAUUUUGAAGUAUCAUUGCCUUUUAUCAUAUGAAAGACUUAUUUUAGAUGUAUUCAUCCUGGAAGCCUUUCCUCUUCUGCUUCCUGUGGAGAAGGUCAUGGUGUUCCUACAAGGGUAAAUUCCUAUGAUUUGGUGCAGUCCACAGUAAAUGUUUACUGCUAUUUUUUAUUUAUAUCAGAGGUUUUGUUAUGAUCCCUCAAGUUAGUUGAGUCACGCAAAUUUCUGUUAGGAAAGGUCGUUUCCUAGCAGUAGUUUUUAUUUGCUAUCACAAUUCAGGCUGUACAAGAUGAUACUGGUUGAGAAGGUCGACCAGCUUUUUAGAGGAUACAACCUCAUUUUUUCCCCUUCAGUGCAAGAAGCUUCCUCUUUUCUGGGCUGAAAAUUAGGGACUUCAGUCAUUUGCUUGUGCCUUCUGGAUUUCUAACAGAAGGAGCAGUUUCUGGUGGCCACAUGCCAGGAGAUCCCAGACAGGUUGAAUGUGUGAUGCUGCAGCACAUGUGCAGUGAGUUGCUUAAAUUUUAGGAAGGUGCUUGAGCUUUACAGCUUUCUGUGGCCCAUGCAGUGGACAUCGUGCAGAAAGGACUCAUGCAGGCAGCUUUAUGAGUGCCGCCAGUUGUAUAGUGCUGGGCUGGUGCUGCACUACAGCUGUGAUGGAUGUGGACAGCUCUAUAGCAGAGUUUCAUCAGGGGUCCUAUCUCAAGCUGUCCCUCACCAUAGCUACCCAUCUACCCAAAAAUUCCACAGCAAAUCUCCGUUCUUUUCAUUUUCCAGUCUCUCCUGUUUCAGUUUCAAAGAAACCUCAGCUCAGAUCGGUUAUUUGGAGCUCAGGUGGUCUAAGCAUUAGCUUUGCCUAACGAGCAAGUCUUGUGAAUGAAAAGCCAGCAGAACUGUUACAUACCACACUGAUGUCAGCACCACAGGCACUGAGGGUCACCUUGUGAGAGCUCCCCCAGCAUUGCUUAGUUUUGAAAAAAUCCGUGUAUUUGAAAUAUGUGUGACUGAAAGUGUCCAUCUCUGACACCGAGGUCUGCUUCUGAGCACUGGUGCAAACUGGCAGUGAUCAUGGAUCCUGCAGUGCCCCAUCUGAGGCAGGUGCUUGGCUUUGUGUGUUGUAGGCAGAGGCACUGGGUUUAGCCAGGGUAUUUGCAGUGCUCCAACCUCUUUUCAAGUUUAAGGUCUCCCAGAUGGACUAGUGCAGCUUUUGGAUGUAUUUGUGUGCAAAUAAAGCCUUGGAUGGAGAGAAGCAGGAGAGAGGCUUGAUUGGUCUGCAAGGGUGAGUGGCACAGCAAAGAGCAGCUUUGUCUCCUCAGGAGGAAUCAUGCUCCUCUCCACAGGGCUGUCCCUUCUCAGGGGGUUCAUCUCCUGCACUGCGGCACACAAGGGUGAAUUCCUACUCAGCAUCUAGGUAUUCAUUACCCUGGUACCUGCUUAGGCUUAGAUUUUGUUUAUCUGUUUGUUUUCUUUUCCUCCAGGUAAUACACUUUCUUCACCACUUCUCUCCUGGUGAAGGGCAAAAGGGUUUGAUCUUUGUAAGAUUUGUUAAAAUAUGUUUGUGUUUAUAAGAGGAAAGCUAACAUGUAUAAAGAAGUAAGUGCUUUUGUAAUUUUUUUGUUGUAUGAUUCAGCAUUUAAACAUUUUACAGAUGCGAUUUUUUGCACUCUCUGCAUACAUUCAUAAAAAGAAUAUAUUUAUUUUCUGUCUUUCAGGUUUA
Neopsephotus bourkii (Bourke's parrot) is the source of this 8711-nucleotide messenger RNA. It is a transcript of the gene RNF144B, whose product is annotated as ring finger protein 144B. Lineage: Eukaryota; Metazoa; Chordata; Aves; Psittaciformes; Psittacidae. The transcript is spliced from 8 exons. Gene Ontology annotation, biological process: positive regulation of proteasomal ubiquitin-dependent protein catabolic process; ubiquitin-dependent protein catabolic process; protein polyubiquitination. Gene Ontology annotation, cellular component: cytoplasm; ubiquitin ligase complex; mitochondrial membrane. Bases 827 to 1735 code for a protein of 302 amino acids. Gene Ontology annotation, molecular function: zinc ion binding; ubiquitin conjugating enzyme binding; ubiquitin protein ligase activity. The record is from RefSeq and is a predicted model, not a curated record.